AAUACCGCAUCUUCACUCUAGAUUAGCAGCUCAAAAUUGAAGGUUCAUGAACGCUUGAUCAGCUUGGCGGCAUAACCAUUUCUGAUUUCAGCUUGGCGGCCUGCUUCUAUAUGUCGAAAGUUUGCUGCUCUGACUGAGCAUCUUCCAUCCUUCACGGGAGGAUCUGGUCUGCGUUUGAUUUGUCGUCGAGCACGGAGGAUCAGGGUGCGCCGAAUCAGCAAGAUGAGCUACUAUCCACCAGGGAAUACGUGGCAGACCCCAGGGAUGGGCCCUGGGGGAGGGUACGAGGAGUUUGGCGCUCAACCAGGGAUGCAGCGGCCGGCAGCAGGACCUUCCGGGUCGAGUCCUUUUAACAACAUGUUCUCUGGAGCGACAUCUGCUAUGGCACAGCACGGCCUGGCUGCUUAUGGCGGCAAGUUCCUGGGGUCGGGGCGGGAAUACGUGCAGAGCAAUAUAAGCAAACUGGGGAACAUGCACUAUUACUUCCAGGUCAAUUCGCAGUAUGUAAAGAACAAGCUGAAGAUCCUCCUGUUUCCAUUUUUGCACAAGGGCCACUGGACGCGCAUUGCGGAGCAGGUUGGGGGGGAUAAGCUGACGUAUAAGCCGCCGAACGAGGACAUCAACGCGCCCGACUUGUACCUCCCAUUCAUGGCUUUUGGCACAUACAUGAUCCUGUGUGGCAUUUUUCUGGGGAUGAAGGGGCAGUUUGGGCCUGAGGUUCUCAGCAGUCGGUGCACGAGGGGCUUGGUAGCCUGGGGUGCUCAGAUCCUACUGAUGCGGUCGAUACUCUACACCCUCGGAUCCGGCAACUCCCCUCUUCUCGACAUCACCGCGUAUACGGGCUACUCGUUUGUUGGGGUCAGCAUCAACAUCUUGGCCAGGAUGGGAUCACUUUGGGUGUACUAUGGGGUAUUAGCGUGGACCACGAUCAGUCUAGACGUGUUCUUGGUCCGGACGCUGAAACGGAUCCUGUUUGCGGAGGCCCGGAGUUAUGACAGAGACUCGAGCCGGCAUCACUACAUGCUGCUACUGAUUGCACUGUUUCAGUUCCCGGUGGCGAUUGGGCUCGGCCUCCUAUGAGCGCGACUGCUUAGUCUCCCGUCAGAAGACUGGCCGCUUUCAAAGCAGCUUCGUCAAGCCAGGGAUCCGAAACAAACAGAUAUAGCCCUUGCGAUUCUAAAGAUAUCCAUUGGUUCGCAGCCCACGGAGCUGUAUUCAUUAUUUGUUACUGUCGCUGCUAGCUUUGCAUGUGCC
Klebsormidium nitens is the source of this 1254-nucleotide messenger RNA. The record is from the annotation of a GenBank genome assembly. Lineage: Eukaryota; Viridiplantae; Streptophyta; Klebsormidiophyceae; Klebsormidiales; Klebsormidiaceae.